GUUUGCUUGAACAAUAUUUUUUCAAGUAACCAAUUCUAGUAGAUGCACAGAUCCACAGGCGAAUCCUGCCAGGAAAUACAACUUUUUCCUUCCUGUUCAUAGACACAAAAUAAUAUUGUUUUUCAUCAUGGAAAAGCUUUUGAAGAUUUUAUUAAAAUUGUUAAAAAAGAAGAUGAAUAUGUAUGUUGGACUAUACCUAUUAUUCAAGCUAUGAAAUUAAUUUAA
Messenger RNA from Rotaria sp. Silwood2, 225 nucleotides. NCBI's taxonomy places the organism in Eukaryota, Metazoa, Rotifera, Eurotatoria, Philodinida, Philodinidae. The record is from the annotation of a GenBank genome assembly.